Molecule: messenger RNA, 2083 nt
Organism: Arachis ipaensis
Lineage: Eukaryota; Viridiplantae; Streptophyta; Magnoliopsida; Fabales; Fabaceae
Product: GDSL esterase/lipase At1g71250
Molecular function (GO): hydrolase activity, acting on ester bonds
Source: RefSeq, a predicted model, not a curated record
AAUCUUCGAGCAAAGUAAAAUUUAAUACUAUAAUUAUAAUCGAAAUCAUAUACAAAUACAACACAAUUUAACAAUUAAGCAUCAAUCUCUAGUUAAUACAAGUGAUUCAACACACACCCACCUUUAAGUUAAUUCAUAUUUUCUUUCAUUCCAAACUUCAUGUACUAUCAAAGUUCGUUAGUCUGGCCAGACAUAUAUAUCCAUGUCUUAAUCUUAGAACUUAGAUGGAUAAGCUUGUUGCCAGAAAUUGGCCAUUCUAAUUUCCUCCUCUUGUUUUUACAAUUUAUUUACUUUUUUAUUUCUUAGAUAAGAAAAACAAAUGAAUGAAAUCAUAAAUUUUGCUGACAAUGAGGUUGUUGAGAAAUGCUAAGCACAUGACCUUUCCCUUGUCUUCUCAAAUGUAAACUGAAAAACAGAAAUACACACUUUGUCCUGUUUUAAGUUCAUCUACAACCAAAUGGGAAAACUAUUGAAGAGAAACCAUUAAAAUAGCUACACUUAUUGGAAUGAUUUAGCAGCAAAAUCAGUUUUUAUAGCCAAGGCUAUGCAGAGCAACAUGAAAAUAAGAGGGUUUGAUGUUCAAGUUGUUGUUAUGCUAAUGAGCAUGUUAAGCUUAGUUUAUUGUCAAAACAAAGAGGUAGUCACUACCACUAACAUUGAUGGUGGUAGAAUUGGUUCACAUUCAUAUGCAUUUUAUGUGUUAGGUGAUUCCUCAGUUGAUUGUGGAGACAACACUCUCUUCUACCCUCUCCUUCAUGGUCAUUUCUCUUUGUAUCCAUGUAAUGGCUCUGAUUCCACACUUCUUCCUCAACUUCUUGCUGAAAAGAUUGGACUGAAAUCAAUGAGACCAUUCUAUGGUCAAAAUGGAUCUGUAGAGGAGAUCUUUGGGGGUCUCAACUUUGGAUCAACACAAGCAACAAUCAUGAACCAGGGAAGCCAAAGCCACCAAUCACUCAACCAACAACUCCGGCAAGUUUCCGAGACCAUGCAGCUGUUGCAGCUGCAUCUGGCCACGGACAUUGCUCUCCAAUUCACAAGAUCCUCCAUCUUUGCUCUCUCAUUCGGCAAAGACGAUUACAUUGAUCUCUUCCUUCAGAACUCUACCAACCAAAUGUCCAACCACACUUUUGCCACCAUUCUUGUGGAUCAAAUGACAAAUGCAGUGAGGUACCUCUAUGAUGCAAAUGCAAGGAAGAUCAUAUGCUUCGGAAUCCUUCCUUUGGGGUGCACUCCACGCGUAGCGUGGGAGAUGAAUCGCACGUCAGAUUACAAUGGAAGUGGUUGUGAGGAGCAAGUGAAUGAUUUGAUCAUGGAAUACAAUAACUUGCUAGAGGAACAUAUGGCCAAGCUUAACACUGAACUCCCUGAAAUUCAUGUGGUGUUCUGUGAUGUAUACCAUGGAAUGAUGGAGAUUAUCAACCAACCUUGGCUUUUUGGUUUUGUAGACACAAAGACUGCAUGUUGUGGACUAGGCUUGAAUGGUGCAAUGAUAGGAUGCAUGUCCAUGGACAUAGCAUGCAAUGAACCUUCAAAACACCUAUGGUGGGAUCUAUUGAACCCUACACAAGCAGUAAACUCAAUCCUAGCUGAUGCAGCGUGGUCUGGCUCACUAAUCUCAAAUCUUUGCCAUCCUAUCACCAUCCGUGAAUUGUUCAACAUCAAAGUGUAGAAGAAACAACCACCACCAUUUUUCUUGAUUGAUCAUAUCUUUUUACCCUAUAUGUUAGCUUUGAAGAUGUUACAAAACACAAGUUCUUAAAGUCUAGCUUACUCCAUUUGCUUUUAGUAUUUAAUACACCAUAAAGAACAGGUUGUUAAUGUGAUCUUAUAAAUAUAAUUAUGAUUUACUAAAGUGGGUAUUUGAUUCUGACAUCAUUUGUCUUUAUCCUAUGUAAUAAAUUCAAGUCAUGCAUAGUUCUGAUUCUGACACCAUUUGUCCUUGUCAACAUUUAAGUCAUGCUAGCACAUGGAAGUUCAAAAAAGAUGAAUAUUUUUAUGUUGCUUACUAACUUUCUCAUCUAGUUUCAAGAUCUAGAGCUCAGAUUUAUAACAAAAUAAACCCUAAAUACUUGCAUUUUUUCAA